AUGCCGGCGGCUGGUAUCCUUGGACCCGCGUUCGAAUGUGACCGUGCGCGGAGGUCGACUGCCCCAUCUCCAGAGAUGAUGCCCACUCAAAAUCUCAAUCAAGGCAAGGGUGGUUUAGAGUAUUCAAAGGCUGGUGCACGGGAUGGUGGACAACCCUCGUUGGCGGAUUCUGUCGACGAGGCCGCGGAAUGGCUCGACCAACUCUGUCAUGUGUAA
Messenger RNA from Penicillium antarcticum, 216 nucleotides. RefSeq lists its product as uncharacterized. The record is from RefSeq and is a predicted model, not a curated record. NCBI's taxonomy places the organism in Eukaryota, Fungi, Ascomycota, Eurotiomycetes, Eurotiales, Aspergillaceae. The coding region runs from base 1 to 216 and encodes 71 amino acids. The transcript is spliced from 2 exons.